GAGGAAGGUCGCGAAGGACCCGUUGCGGAAGGCCAUGGUGAAGGGCCUACGGGGGUAGGAUUCCCUUACUGCUUAUUUGUUAUCGCUAUCCCAUUACCAAUCCGCCAUUAUAAUAGUACUAGAAUUGUACCAAUAAUGCAUGCAACUCUAUUAUGUACGCCCUCAAUGCCGCAGGCUGCUCAUAAUUAA
Molecule: messenger RNA, 189 nt
Organism: Aspergillus niger
Lineage: Eukaryota; Fungi; Ascomycota; Eurotiomycetes; Eurotiales; Aspergillaceae
Exons: 2
Source: RefSeq, a predicted model, not a curated record